Molecule: messenger RNA, 1302 nt
Organism: Arabidopsis arenosa
Lineage: Eukaryota; Viridiplantae; Streptophyta; Magnoliopsida; Brassicales; Brassicaceae
Source: the annotation of a GenBank genome assembly
AGUGUUACCAAAAAAAAAGUCUAUUAUUCUUUCAGAUUCCUAAAAAAUGUCUUCACUUGCAGAUUUAAUCAAUCUCGAUCUCUCCGAUUCCACUGACCAGAUCAUCGCCGAGUACAUAUGGAUUGGUGGAUCGGGCUUGGAUAUGAGAAGCAAAGCAAGGACUUUACCAGGACCAGUGACGGAUCCAUCGGAGUUACCGAAAUGGAACUACGACGGUUCAAGCACCGGCCAAGCUCCCGGCGAUGACAGUGAAGUCAUCAUCUACCCUCAAGCUAUCUUCAAAGACCCCUUCAGAAGAGGCAACAACAUCCUUGUGAUGUGUGACGCAUAUACACCGGCCGGAGAGCCGAUUCCGACGAACAAAAGGCAUGCGGCCGCUAAGAUCUUUAGCGACCCUAGUGUUGUCGCCGAAGAAACAUGGUACGGAAUUGAGCAAGAGUACACUUUGCUGCAAAAGGAUAUUAAGUGGCCGGUAGGUUGGCCGGUCGGCGGUUUCCCAGGUCCUCAGGGACCGUACUACUGUGGAGUUGGAGCAGACAAAGCCUUUGGAAGAGACAUCGUAGAUUCUCAUUACAAAGCUUGUCUUUACGCCGGAAUCGAUGUCAGUGGCACUAACGGCGAAGUUAUGCCCGGCCAGUGGGAGUUCCAAGUCGGUCCUACCGUUGGAAUCGCUGCCGCUGAUCAGGUCUGGGUCGCUCGUUACAUCCUCGAGAGGAUCACAGAAUUGGCUGGAGUUGUUCUGUCUCUAGACCCUAAACCAAUUCCGGGAGAUUGGAAUGGUGCAGGAGCACACACAAAUUACAGUACGAAGUCGAUGAGAGAAGAUGGAGGGUACGAGGUCAUAAAGAAAGCGAUAGAGAAGCUUGGAUUGCGUCACAAGGAACACAUUGCUGCUUAUGGUGAAGGCAAUGAGCGUCGUCUCACAGGAAAACAUGAGACCGCAGAUAUCAACACUUUCUUAUGGGGUGUGGCAAACCGAGGGGCAUCGAUUAGGGUUGGGCGUGACACUGAGAAGGCUGGAAAAGGAUACUUUGAAGAUCGUAGGCCAGCUUCGAACAUGGAUCCUUACACUGUGACCUCCAUGAUUGCUGAAUCCACAAUCCUUUGGAAACCAUGAAAGAAGAAACCUUGAGCUUCAAGGAAUCUCUAAUAUCAGUUCAUGUUCAUUCAUCUAUGGUCUCUUUUUUUUUUUUUUGUUUUGGUAAAAAUCUAUGGUCUCUUUCUCAUUCUGAAACAGUUCUCAUGUCUUCUUUGUUUAAAAUGUUUGAUUUGAAGUUCUGGGAAUAAUAUUUACUCCAGCUU